Penicillium nucicola is the source of this 2769-nucleotide messenger RNA. Its product is annotated as mitochondrial elongation factor MEF2. Bases 1 to 2769 code for a protein of 922 amino acids. The record is from RefSeq and is a predicted model, not a curated record. Lineage: Eukaryota; Fungi; Ascomycota; Eurotiomycetes; Eurotiales; Aspergillaceae. Gene Ontology annotation, cellular component: mitochondrion. Gene Ontology annotation, biological process: ribosome disassembly; mitochondrial translation. Gene Ontology annotation, molecular function: GTPase activity; GTP binding. The transcript has a single exon.
AUGGUCGUGGCUCCAUUGUUGCGCUUCCCCGGGGGGAUGCGCUGUAUGAGCUCCAACUUGUAUAAAACGCAGACCAAUAUUGCGAGCGGAAACACAAGCUCCUCACUCAAGGGUCUUAGGUCGAACUACACCCAUCUAAGAAACUUCUCAGCAACACCUGGAACAUGGCAGACGGAAGUUUUGGAUCGGACCCGAAAUAUUGGCAUCAUCGCCCAUAUCGAUGCCGGCAAGACCACCACCACUGAACGCAUGUUAUUCUACAGUGGCUUCACAAGGCGUAUCGGAGAUGUGGACGAAGGAUCCACCGUGACCGAUUUUCUGCCUGCUGAGCGUGCACGUGGUAUCACCAUCCAGUCGGCUGCCAUCACCUUCCAUUGGCCUCCUGGAGAGGUAGAUGGCUCGACACUUAAGCAGGCUGGACCCGAUGGAGCACCAAUUCCACGUUCUGCUUCUCCGCAUACCAUUAAUUUGAUCGAUACACCCGGUCAUGCGGACUUCACUUUUGAAGUGAUGCGCUCUCUACGGAUUCUCGACGGCGCAGUCUGCAUUUUGGAUGGUGUUGCUGGUGUUGAGGCACAGACGGAAAAGGUCUGGAACCAGGCAAGCACAUAUAAAAUUCCUCGACUCAUCUAUGUGAACAAGCUCGACCGUGAUGGGGCCGCUUUUGGUCGCACAGUACGAGAAGUCAGCUCUCGCUUGGGUGUCUAUCCGGCAGUAUGCCAAAUUCCGUGGUUCGAGGGCGGCAAUGGUCCCUUUGUUGGAGUCGCAGAUGCAAUCCAUCUCCAAGGAAUGAGAUGGAAGGAGGGAGAGGAUGGCCGAGCUGUGAAGAUGGUCGGUCUCCAACAGCUAGAGGCCGAGGAACCAUCGUUGGCCGAAGAAUUGCGGCGUGCACGCAUUGCAUUGGUCGAGCUGCUCAGCGAGCAAGAUGAGACCAUUGUUGAAAAAUUCUUCGAAUGCGAGGAAGACCAUCUUGCAGUCUCAUCCGCUGAUAUUAUCGAGGGUCUGCGUCGCUGUGUGUUGGAUCAAAGCAGCCGAAUCGUUCCUCUCUUCGCAGGUGCCAGUUUCCGGAACAUGGGAGUUCAGCCAUUGUUGGAUUCUAUCGUGAACCUUCUCCCCAGUCCACCAGAAGCCCCUGAUCCAGAAGUCAGCAUUGGCGGUGUCAAGGGUGGCCUGCGGAGACUAUUGUCUGGAGACCUGAUUGUUGAGCAGAGUGAGCAGGCCGCUGCGCCAUCAAAAGGCAAGCAGCACAAAAAGAAGAAAUCAGCAUUGCAUUUAGACUCCAAAGACGCCAUCUCCAAACUUCAAAGUUGCGCAUUGGCAUUCAAAGUGGUCAAUGAUCCAAAGCGCGGAGUUCUAGUCUAUGUACGAGUAUAUUCCGGCUCAUUAGACCGCAACAGCCUACUCUUCAACACAAACCUGCAUAUUUCUGAGCGUGCUCCGCGUCUACUCAAGAUGUAUGCUAACGACGCAGUGGAAGUGGACUCGAUUCCCGCUGGACAUAUUGGAGUGGUAGUCGGACUUAAGCAAACCAGAACUGGCGACACCCUCGUAUCAUACGCAGGAAACAAACCCAUACCCCCAGAGCCACUUACUAGUCUCCAGCUGCGACCUAUUGCAGUUCCACCGCCCGUUUUCUUCUCCGGUGUUGAACCUCAUAGCCUGAGCGAAGAAAAGCGUAUGCACGAGUCACUUGCACUCCUCCUACGUGAAGACCCUAGUCUGCACGUCACCAUAGACGAAGAAUCAGGACAGACUCUCCUGAGCGGUAUGGGAGAAUUGCAUCUCGAGAUCGCUCGCGAUCGACUUAUCAAUGACCUCAGGGCCAAGGCCUCAAUGGGCCGCAUCGAGAUCGGAUACCGCGAAUCAGCACUCGGCACAUCAAACCCCAUAACCAAGAUCUUCGACAAAGAAGUCGCAGGCCGCAAGGGUAAAGCAGGCUGCACAGCAGUAGUCGAACCACUAAGCGAUGACGCCUCGCCCGCAGAAGCCGACCAUGACACGCUCCUCGUCGAGACAUACGAUGGCAACCAGAUCAUCAUCCGCGCCCCAGGUCUCCAAGUCGAACACACGCGUGAUGAAGAAACAAGCCCAUUCCUUCCACCAGGUAUGGAUCUCAUCACUUUGCGAUUAUCAAUUCAAAACGGAGCCAUGGCAGCCCUUGCUCGGGGCCCGCAAUUUAUGUUCCCAAUGCAUAAUACAAAAGUCACACUCACCAUCGACCCAACCGCCCACCUCUUCGGCAAUGAAACAACAUCAUCUGCGCUCUCCGCUGCUGCACGACAAGCCACCUCCGCCGCAUUGAAGGAUGUGCAAUCUGGCGCCGGCACGUCGAUGAUGGAGCCAGUGAUGAACGUCAUCAUUAGCGUGGAUGAGGCUAGUCUCGGUUCUGUCGUGCACGAUAUCUCUUCUUCGCGGGGUGGGCAUAUUGUCUCUCUCGACGAGGAAGUUCCUCUUUCGGUGACGGAUACGUCGCCGACUUCCGAAUCUGCCAUUGAGGAAGAGCAGUUACCUCCUAUUGAUCCGAAGCGUGUUUACGCACCGGCCGAUCCAUUCGAGACUCCUUCUGUCGGAGCUGAGAUUCCUGUCUCUGCUGCUCGGCCGCGUACUAUCACUGCUAAGGUGCCGCUUAAGGAGAUGGUUGGGUAUUUGAAGCAUCUGCGUAGUUUGACUGCUGGCCGAGGUACUUUCGUCAUGAGUGUCGACCGAUUUGAGAACAUGUCUUCUCAACGACAGAAGUCUGUUCUUGCCGAGUUGAGAGGAGGAUUCUAA